Messenger RNA from Tinamus guttatus (white-throated tinamou), 840 nucleotides. Its product is annotated as putative methyltransferase DDB_G0268948. Lineage: Eukaryota; Metazoa; Chordata; Aves; Tinamiformes; Tinamidae. Gene Ontology annotation, molecular function: S-adenosylmethionine-dependent methyltransferase activity. The record is from RefSeq and is a predicted model, not a curated record.
AUGGCCACGCAGCUCUUUGAAGGGAAAGGACACGCCGCGGUCUACCAGAAAUACCGCUUCGCUCCCGGCAAGGAGCUGCAGCAGCUCAUCCUCUCCUACGUGGAGGAGAAGAGGACCAGCCCCACGGAGCUGGUAGUGGACGUGGGCUGCGGGUCGGGACAAGGCACCCUCUUCCUGGCGGAGCAUUUCAAGAAGGUGGUGGGAACGGACAUCAGCGAAGCUCAGAUCCAGGAGGGCAGAGACGCGCCCUGCCCUCCAAACUUGUCCUACCUCGUGUGCCCUGCCGAGGAGCUGCCGUUCGAGGAUGGCUCCGUGGACCUCCUCACCUCAUUCACAGCCGCGCACUGGUUUGACAUCGAGAAGUUCAUGAAAGAAGUCGUGCGCGUUGUGAAGCCGCACGGUUGCGUAGCCCUCAGCACCUACACCGUGGACAUGAGGCUGCACUACGGAAACUGCUCCGAAAAGCUGACCCAGAUCUUCGAAGAGGUCAAGGAUCUGAUUUUUAAGUACUCGCACGGUAGAAUAAAGCACGUCUUGGAGAACUAUGAAGAGAUAUUUGAGGCAUUGCCAUUCCGAGACAAGAGGAGAAUCACUGAUAUCUUCGAUAAAAUUCCCAUGACGGUUGCUGGUGUGGUUGGUUACUUGGAGUCUGUCUCUCCAUUUCAAACCUACAUGAAGCAUGACCCUCAAGCUGCAAAAACACUCCUCCAAGAAACUGAAAAGAGGUUCCUGGACACGAUGGGAGUUUCCUCUCGGGAAACCCAGCUGGAGUUCUGGGUAAGGCACGUCUGCGUCCUAGGGUGCAAGGGACCGUGAAAGGAAAACUCUUCGGCUGAUUGA